This is a messenger RNA of Miniopterus natalensis, 1573 nucleotides long. RefSeq names its product tubulin beta 1 class VI (gene TUBB1). Lineage: Eukaryota; Metazoa; Chordata; Mammalia; Chiroptera; Miniopteridae. Gene Ontology annotation, molecular function: GTPase activity; GTP binding; structural constituent of cytoskeleton. Gene Ontology annotation, cellular component: microtubule. The record is from RefSeq and is a predicted model, not a curated record. Gene Ontology annotation, biological process: microtubule-based process.
UGACCAGAGUCGUGUUGGGCUGACACUGGUGAAGGGCGGCUCUCGUGGAGUCUGAGGAUUCUGUGAAGAUCUUACCCUUGGGCAGAAGGCAAGGAUGCGUGAAAUUGUGCACAUUCAGAUUGGCCAGUGUGGUAACCAGAUCGGAGCCAAGUUCUGGGAGGUGAUUGGUGAGGAGCAUGGCAUUGACUCGGUUGGGAGCUACGGCGGGGACUGCGCCCUGCAGCUGGAGAGGAUCAGCGUGUAUUACAAUGAGGCCCACGGUAAGAAAUAUGUGCCCCGAGCUGUCUUGGUGGACCUGGAACCUGGGACGAUGGACAGCAUUCGAUCCAGCAAACUGGGAACUCUCUUUCAACCAGACAGUUUUAUCCACGGUAACUCUGGGGCAGGCAACAACUGGGCCAAGGGCCACUACACAGAGGGAGCGGAACUGCUCGACAGCGUCCUGGAUGUCGUGCGGGGCGAGAGCGAGGCCUGCGACUGCCUGCAGGGCUUCCAGAUCGUGCACUCGCUGGGCGGGGGCACGGGCUCGGGCAUGGGAACACUGCUUAUGAACAAGAUCCGAGAGGAGUACCCCGACCGCAUCCUCAACUCCUUCAGCGUCAUGCCCUCGCCCAAAGUGUCAGACACAGUGGUGGAGCCCUACAACGCCGUGCUGUCCAUCCACCAGCUGAUCGAGAAUGCUGACGCCUGCUUUUGCAUCGACAACGAGGCCCUCUAUGACAUCUGCUUCCGCACCCUGAAGCUGACCACACCCACCUAUGGCGACCUCAACCACCUGGUGUCCUUGACCAUGAGUGGCAUCACCACCUCCCUCCGGUUCCCGGGCCAGCUCAACGCCGAUCUGCGAAAGCUGGCUGUGAACAUGGUGCCCUUCCCCCGCCUCCACUUCUUCAUCCCUGGCUUCGCCCCCCUCACCGCCCAGGGUAGCCACCAGUACCGGGCGCUCUCGGUGGCCGAGCUCACCCAACAGAUGUUUGAUGCCCGCAACACCAUGGCUGCCUGCGACCCCCGGCGGGGCCGCUACCUGACGGUGGCCUGCAUCUUCCGGGGGAAGAUGUCCACCAAGGAAGUGGACGAGCAGAUGCUCACCGUGCAGACCAGGAGCAGCAGCUGCUUUGUGGAGUGGAUCCCCAACAACGUCAAGGUGGCUGUCUGUGACAUCCCGCCCCCGGGGCUGAGCAUGGCUGCCACAUUCAUCGGCAACAGCACGGCCAUCCAGGAGCUCCUCACCAGGGUGUCGGAGCACUUCUCAGCCAUGUUCAGGAGGAAGGCUUUCGUGCACUGGUACACUGGCGAGGGGAUGGACAUCAAUGAGUUUGCCGAAGCUGAGAGCAACAUCCAUGACCUGGUGUCUGAGUACCAGCAGUUUCAAGACGCCAAAGUGGCUCUAGACGAAGAUGAGGAGGUGGUGGCAGAGGCAGAGGCGGAAGCAGAGGAUAAGGAACAUUAACCACAAGAGCAGCUGUGAGCAGUAGCAGCAGGCGCAUCCUCCUGGUGGCAAUCCCAAGGCUGCUCUGCUGCGUGGCUCGGCCAGCCACACCGCACAGCCACUCAGUGCUAGCUUGGACAUGGG